Messenger RNA from Petromyzon marinus (sea lamprey), 1400 nucleotides. The record is from RefSeq and is a predicted model, not a curated record. Lineage: Eukaryota; Metazoa; Chordata; Hyperoartia; Petromyzontiformes; Petromyzontidae.
CCCGUGUCUGCCUGAGCUAGCAUGGCUGAGCCGGGGCUCCGCUGGUGAUGAGAGAGGAGGUGCCCGUGGUCACCCUGGAAGCGCGCAACAAGUCAAGAAAGAGCUUGGAAAUUUGGCCGCAGGUUUUGGAUGCGUUGCGACGAUCUGGAGGAGUUGAGGUUAGGCGAAGCGAAAGUGUUAAGAGGUCCCAUAAUAAGGAGUGUGAGUGUGAGAUCGAUGUCUUGAACACUAUUCGAGAAGUAUUGGGGCUUUAGAGACCUGGAUAACCUUUGAAGACUCUGCAGGGUCUUUUUUUUGUGCGUGUGUGUUUUAGGUUCCAUCCGAACUGCUUCAAGUCCCAGAGGAGGUGUCAGAGAUGUUGGUAGAAGCUGGUGGACCUAACGGUACUGGCAAAGUAGCGAGACGUUGGGGAGCCCGUUUAUGUUGAUGGGUGACCUGGUCGUGUUCCAAUACCAGCAGGCAACCCGCGUUGGGAGGACCUCAUGCUUCCGAAGAACCUGAACGUUCCGGAGGUGAGCACUCUUUGCUAGCGCCUCGCGUCGCCUUUAACGUCUCCUUUUACGCCUUCAUCGUCACGACGACAGCCGAGGAUGCACAGGCCGCCCCGGCCAGCGCAGUCAUGAGCGGCCGCAAUUCCAAGCAGAAGACUCUCUUCCAGAGCUGGGGGGGCAGGCUGGGCAGUGCGGACGGUGCAGUGGGAACGUCGUCGUCGUCUCAAGGAAGGUCAUCGUCAGUAAAACCAUGGACUUCCAAGCGAGGAGCUGGGGUCAGGCGAGGAGCCGUGGGCUCCGGGAGGCAUGCGGGAGACUGGGCUAGUGCAAGCUCUGGUCGGGGACCGUCGUUAUGGACCGGCCCUGAAACCAAAGAGGGUCAGCAGACCUCGUACAGGCAGCAGGUCGACUUUGGUGGCUACGUUGGUGACAAUGAUGACGACGACGUGUUGAUGGUGGCCGCGGCUGAGGUCGAGGCGGCGUCUGGGAGAGACGCCAAGGGACACCAGGAGGUGGAACACCUGCCCGGAUUUGACGUGAGCUCCGGUGACAUCUGGAUCUACCCGACAAAUUUCCCGGUGCGCGAAUAUCAAUACAGCAUCGUUCAGACGACGCUCUUCAACAACACGAUGGUGUGCUUGCCCACCGGCCUGGGCAAGACGUUCAUCGCCGCCGUGGUGAUGUACAACUUCUACCGGUGGUACCCGUCCGGCAAGAUCCUCUUCAUGGCUCCCACCAAACCGCUGGUAGCACAGCAGAUGGAGACGUGUCACAACGUGAUAGGCAUCUCGCAGGAGCACAUGGCGGAGAUGACGGGUGAUUAUUUUGUGUGUGUGUGGAUUGCUUCGAUGGUGGCGGUGGUUGUUUGGGAUGAUAAUUGAGUGGUUCACUAUCGGAAUCUUUAUUUUU